Messenger RNA from Pyricularia grisea, 1119 nucleotides. RefSeq lists its product as uncharacterized. The transcript has a single exon. The coding region runs from base 1 to 1119 and encodes 372 amino acids. Gene Ontology annotation, molecular function: oxidoreductase activity, acting on paired donors, with incorporation or reduction of molecular oxygen. NCBI's taxonomy places the organism in Eukaryota, Fungi, Ascomycota, Sordariomycetes, Magnaporthales, Pyriculariaceae. The record is from RefSeq and is a predicted model, not a curated record.
AUGCCCACAGAAUUCAUCUCCAUGACCUCACCCAACGCCUCGAGCGAGCUGUUCCCCAUCCCCGGGGCCUCAAUCGACCCUGAAUACCUCGUCCGGUAUGCCAAAGUGCUCGACGACUAUGGCUUCCAGUACACGCUCAUACCCUACGCGUCGGGAGCAUUCGACCCCUUCACCAUCGGCGCCACCAUCGCGGCCGUGACCAAGAAGAUCAAGGUGGUCAUCGCGCUGCGGCCCAACACCAUGUUCCCCACCACGGCCGCCAAGCAGCUAGCCACGCUGGACCAGCUCAGCGGCGGCCGCGCAGUCGUGCACUUCAUCGCCGGCGGAAGCGACGCCGAGCAGGCCCGCGAGGGCGACUUCUUGUCCAAGACGGAGCGCUACGAGCGCCUCGAGGAGUACAUCCGCAUCCUGAAGCGUGGGUGGGAGUCGGCCGAGCCCUUUGACUGGAACGGCAAGUACUACACCUUCAAGGGCUGGAGCAACGCCGUCCGGCCCGUCAAUGGCAGCUCCAUCCCCGUGUCGGUGGGCGGGUCAUCUGCCGAUGCGUACAGAGUCGGUGGCUCCCUGGCCGACAUCUUUGGCCUCUGGGGUGAGCCGCUCAAGGAGACCAAGGAGCAGAUCGAUCAGAUCUAUGCCCAGGCGGAGAAGGCGGGCAGGACCGACCGUCCCCGCAUCUGGGUCACCUUCCGACCCAUCACGGCAGAGACGGAGGAGCUGGCCUGGGCAAAGGCACACCGCACGCUCGAGGCGCUGCAGGGUGACGACGCGGCCAAGGCGAGGUUGUAUGCGCCGGGGCCCAAGGACGCAGAGCCGCAGAACGUGGGCUCGCAGCGGCUGUUGGAGAUCGCCAAGAAGGGUGAGGUGCAGGACCGCGCCCUGUGGUAUCCUACAGUAACGGCGACGAAUGCGCGGGGUGCGUCGACGGCUCUGGUGGGUUCUUAUGAGACGGUUGCCGAGUCCAUCCUCGACUACGUAGACUUGGGUUGCGAGUUGAUUUCCAUUCGUGGAUAUGACAACCUGAACGAUGCCGUUGAUUAUGGUCGUUAUAUUCUCCCUCGGGUUUACGAGGGAAUCAAGCAACGGGAGCAGAAAGCUGCGAAUGGACAUCAUGAUGAAUAA